AUGUUACGUAGUCAAAGCAUUCCAGACUUUAACGAUAAAAACACAUCGACUUCUUCUUCAUCAACAACAUCCAGAUUCCUCAAUUCUUUUCGUAAAAGAGAAUUGAAAAACAGAUUUAGUCUCUCAGACUUGAAAGCAUCACCGUCAACUUCAACAUCAACUACUUCCUCACCACACCUUUCAUCAUCGUCUCGACGCGACUCCAAAUAUAGUCCCAACUUGACCUCUACAAUUAUUCGAUCUCCAUCAAUAUCCUCAUCGAUUUCGAAAUUUGAACAAACAAACCACCACAACUCAAACAACACCUACUCCCACUCACACUCACACUCCCACUCCCAUUCAUCAACGUUGACUUCAACUACACACUCAAAUCGUAAAUCGGGCUCAUACGCUGCAAACUCAUUGAAGCGACGCUCAUUAAUGAUUCUCAACCCCAUAAAUAUUAGCCACAAUGUAAGUCCAGAAUCAAUGAAGUCCCAAAGCUUAUUCGAUAACAACUCAAUUGAUAUAGAACUGGUUUCUUCAUGUGAGUCCAACAAGGAAAACAAGGAAAGUCAAUAUAACAACAACAGUAGCAGUAGUGAUAAUGGUGCUAACUAUACAUACAAACCCAACCACUCUAAAUCAAUGACAUCAUUAAAACAGCCUAAAAAGUUGUUUAUCAAGAAAACACAUACAUUGUCAACAUCACCACCAUCACAACCAUCAACUACUACUACUACUACCAAUACUAUUACUACACUUGCUCCACCACCCACUGCUUACGCACAAAAGAAACUCCAUCGAACGACAAACUUGUACAAUCUUAGCGAAUUCGUUGGUCAGGAAAUGAAGGAAAAGACGAGGAAAUCAAUCGAAUUUGAAGCAAACGAGAUCAAGUCACUCAAUGAAAAACUCCAUCGUGAUGAAGAUAAAGAAUUGUUGCAAACACAGCUAAGGUUGAUUGAAAACGCUUUGUUUUUAACCACAACGAGCAAUAAACCAUUGAGUAGUAUCAAGGAGGAGGAAAAGCAACCGAAGCAACUAUUAUUAGAUGAUGUAGACUAUUCGCUGGUAUUUAAAGUGGAAGAUUACAAUAACGAACAAGAGUACUUUGAAAAAGACGGUGAUCAGUUAUACUUAUUGUACUAA
Molecule: messenger RNA, 1131 nt
Organism: Lodderomyces elongisporus
Lineage: Eukaryota; Fungi; Ascomycota; Pichiomycetes; Serinales; Debaryomycetaceae
Exons: 1
Coding region: 1-1131 (376 amino acids)
Source: RefSeq, a predicted model, not a curated record